AUGACCCGCCAAACAACUCUCACCCUCCUCCUCACCUCCCUCCUCACAACCCAAACCCAAGCCGACCCCAAAAUCCUCACCUGCGCCGACGUCGAAUGCCCCAUCGUCCCCAACACCACCAGCGCCAACUGCACCGUCCUCGGCACCGAAUACACCGCCAUCGGCAUCCUCCCCCUCGACCCCCUACCCCCUGAUGCCAUCACCGACCGCCAAACUGCUGAAACCACCCUCCAAGGUCUAUCCUGGACCAAAGCCGUCGGCACAGAUGACUUCAGCAGGGAAGAACGGCGGUUUCGACAGGGUUUCUUCCUCGGCACGCCUCCCGAGUUUGAUUCCUUGGUUGAUGGUACUAAAACUGACGCUUGCGCAUUGCUCUUCACCCAAGUCGCUCCCAUCGUUCGACUCGACAAAGGCGGCAGCAGCCAUGUCGCGCCGCAGGGAACAUGCAGCGAUGCGCUCUCUUCCGAGUGCGUGGCAGCCCUGACGCGGCGGGCGGAAGGGGUAGAUCUGGCUGGGCUCGCGGGUCAGGAGGCGUGUGAUAAACUGAGGGGGGAGUUUGUAGGAGGAGGAGAGGCCGGAGGGGGGUUGGAUGAGGAGUGCGCGCGGUUUGUGACGGGGGAUCAGCAGAGGUGGACGGGGGUGAGGGCGAGGGCUUUGGUUGGGGAGGGGGCGGUGGAGGCGGUUGGGGCCGGGGAGAAUGGGACGACGAAUUGUUGGCCGGUUUGGCCGAGGGAGGAUGGGUUGAGGGUUGUGGGGGAGGUAGAGACGACGGGAGAUUAUGACGCCACGACACUCCAGCGCAAUCUCCUUGGUGCUACGCCCAUUCUGACCGUUUUCUACCCGGUGAACAGCAACAAGGGCAAUGGUAACGGAAACAAUGAGAACAACGGAAACAACGGGUUAGUAUCGCGGGCCACGGCCCAGUUGACGUGUGUCCAGGUGUCAGACUUGACCACAGCGAGCAACGAGACCAUGGUACCGGGAGAGCAUGAUGAUAAUGGUGAUAGCUCCGCGAUACGGAUGAUGGGGGGAAGCCAGGUCGCGAUGUGGGGCGCGUUGAUGGCUGUGGUGUUUGUGUUUUGGGGUUGA
Molecule: messenger RNA, 1089 nt
Organism: Dichotomopilus funicola
Lineage: Eukaryota; Fungi; Ascomycota; Sordariomycetes; Sordariales; Chaetomiaceae
Exons: 2
Coding region: 1-1089 (362 amino acids)
Source: RefSeq, a predicted model, not a curated record